AUGGCCUCUGGACUUGGUGUUGUUGGCCAGUCGGUUUUGAAUGCUUAUGGAUUGCUGCGCGCCAUCUACACCAACCAAGGAGCGUCAGCCAACUUAUCAUCUGCCCCUGCGGAAGGCACCAGCAAUCCGGAUGCCAUCACGUAUAUUUGGAACGGCGCACGAUACCCGGCCUUUUCACAGGGUUCAGUCUACUCUAAUAUCCUCACACUAAUACAAUUAACACGGUCGGCUUACUAUUCCUUUAAUGCAUCAAAUAUCGCGCAGUCGGGUGCACUCUCAAGCCAGGUUGGCCUGCAAACCUUCCUCAAUCCAAUUCAGGCCCUAGAGAUCAAUAUACAACCAACGACUCAAGGUACCCGGGUUCUAUAUAACACAAUCACUUUGGUCAUGCCAAUCAUACAACAGUUCCUCUUCAUGCUAGCAUUGAACGGAAUAUCAGGAGAGUUUGAGUUAUUCUCUAAAUUGCGACCUAGUACGAACGGCCUGUUACGCCUCGGCCUCUCAAUAUCAUACACUCUUAUCGGUUCGCUGUGCAUCGCAGGAUAUAUAUGGGCUUUCAAAGAAUCUUGGGAUGUCAACGGCAAUCAGUUCGCGUUAACAUGGAUUGUUAUGUGGCUAUACAUGCACAUCAACUUUCUUUUGGUGGACAUUCUGACCACGUGGGUUCCGAUGCAGUUCAUGCCAUUCUGCAUCUUGACCUGGGUUGUCAUGAAUGCGGCAAGCGCUAUCAGUCCGUUCAAGUUGAAUCCUGGGUUUUAUCGAUGGGGAUAUGCAUUGCCGGGCCAUGAAGUGUAUCAGGUCUUGGUCAAGAUUUGGAGCCAUGGGUGUGGCAAUCAACUGCAUAUCGCGCUUCCUGUCCUGUUUAGUUGGUGGUUUGCUGCUAUCGCAUUAGUUAUCGUGGCCGUUCACACACGAUGUCGAAAGGCUAGCGCCGCUGAAAAAGCUGAGACUGCAACAGAGCCAUCCGAAGAGGAUCAGAGACAAACCGACUCAGCCGAAGCAGACUCGGCACGACGUUCAAGUGCAGUCGAGCUUGUUCCACAGAGGACGAGAACGAUCGAGUCGAUUAGACUAGAGCGCGAAGCAUAUGGUCCAAGCUAUCCACCACCAAUUGUUCGUGGUCAACCGGCGCGGUGA
This is a messenger RNA of Truncatella angustata, 1137 nucleotides long. RefSeq lists its product as uncharacterized. Lineage: Eukaryota; Fungi; Ascomycota; Sordariomycetes; Amphisphaeriales; Sporocadaceae. The record is from RefSeq and is a predicted model, not a curated record. The coding region runs from base 1 to 1137 and encodes 378 amino acids. The transcript has 2 exons. Gene Ontology annotation, cellular component: membrane.